AUGACGGUCGACAUUCCAGCCGGACUCUUGCUCGUCUUUGGCAAGCUCGGAGAGAACGUCUCCGAGGCUGAGUUCAACGCAGAUUGGCAUGACAAUGAGCACGGCCCCGCGCGGCUGACAGUGCCGGGUAUCAACAGUGCGCUGCGCUACAUCGCCGCGGACGGGCACGAGCCCAAGUUCGCUGCGGUCUAUGACCUCAAGUCGCCCUCCGUCCUCGAAGGGGACGACUACAAAAACCUCUUCCCCAAGGCGUCCGACAACGAGAAGAGCAUCAUCUCGCGGAUAUCCUCGCUCCAGCGGCGCGUGUACACGCUCGUCUCCACCCUGCAGCACCCAUCGACGGCAGAUGACCCGAACGCGCUCCCCGGGAAGUACGCGCUGCUCGUGUUCUGGGAGCCCCUCGCGGAGAAGGAGGUCGAGUUCAACAAGUGGUCGGUGACGUCUCCGCUUCGUAUCUAG
This is a messenger RNA of Schizophyllum commune H4-8, 459 nucleotides long. RefSeq lists its product as uncharacterized. The transcript is spliced from 2 exons. NCBI's taxonomy places the organism in Eukaryota, Fungi, Basidiomycota, Agaricomycetes, Agaricales, Schizophyllaceae. The coding region runs from base 1 to 459 and encodes 152 amino acids. The record is from RefSeq and is a predicted model, not a curated record.